Messenger RNA from Drosophila bipectinata, 480 nucleotides. The record is from RefSeq and is a predicted model, not a curated record. NCBI's taxonomy places the organism in Eukaryota, Metazoa, Arthropoda, Insecta, Diptera, Drosophilidae.
AUGGAGACCCGUCGAGUGGACUUUACCAACAUUAAGUGCAAUAGUUACGACAGAAACUUUUCCAUUUUUGAAUAUUGUUAUAUUAAGGCUGUCAACCGAACCCUGAAACAUGUCUCCCUCAAGGUCCUGCUCUUGCAGGUUCCAGUAAAUCAUUUCAAGGUAAACAUUGCGCUCUAUAAGCGUUCUAAUGGCCAGUCGCCUUUCAACUAUAACUUCACUUUCGAUGGCUGCAAAAUGCUCGACGAAGUCCAGAAUCCCUUCCUAUCCUUUUUGUUCAAAGCCUUUAAGACCUACACAAACAUCAACCACUCGUGUCCAUAUGACAAUGAUGUAAUUGUGGAUAGGCUGCCCACCCUCUUCAUACACGAGAAGCUGACCACAGUCUGGCCUUUUCCGGAGGGCGACUACGUGUUUUCAAGCAACUGGAUUACCUCGGGGGUCAACCGAGCCAAUGUCAGGAUACAUGCCUCGUACUCUUGA